AUGUCUGAUCAAAUCAUUGUUCCAAAUAAAUACAGUGAAUUGAUAAGUAAUUAUAAAAAUUACAUUGAUACAUUUACUGCAUUGUAUCAGCUAAAAACGGAAAAUAAAGAAGAAUUAAACUCGAUUUUCAAAUUGAUCAAAACAAAUUUGAUUGAUUCAAAGAUCUAUCUUCCUCAAAACAUUGUAAAAACCAUUUUAGAUAUUAUUCCGUUUAAUAACCGCUAUACAAAGUCAUACUUGGAUCUUGUGAAAAUCAUUUCAGAGGAUUAUCAUAUAGAAGAGUUAACAAAUAUUCCAAAUUUUUAUGUCUUCCUCAUUUAUAAAGGAUACGGAUCUGAUUAUGAAAGUUCAAAAGAUUUGGAAAAAAUGAAUAUAAAAAUCUCAAAUAUUCAUGCAGAAAAUACAAUUUACAGAGCUAUUAUGGAUGACGACAUAGAAAGAUUCAUUGCAUUCACGGUACGUGAUGGAUUUAAUAAAGAUCAAGUGCUCAAUAGCAAUCUAUUUCCUCCAAGUGCGGUUACUAAAUAUUCAUUACUUGAAUUAUGUUGUUACUAUAGAUCAGUUAGAUUUUUCAAGUUAUUAAGAACUAAAUUUAACUCAGAAAUAACUCCAACAUGCUUAAAAUUUUCAUUUUUAGGAGGAAAUCCAGAAAUAAUGAGUGAAUGUUUGAAAUGCUAA
Messenger RNA from Trichomonas vaginalis G3, 678 nucleotides. RefSeq names its product protein of unknown function (DUF3447). The record is from RefSeq and is a predicted model, not a curated record. NCBI's taxonomy places the organism in Eukaryota, Parabasalia, Trichomonadida, Trichomonadidae. The transcript has a single exon. Bases 1 to 678 code for a protein of 225 amino acids.